UUGCACUCCCGUGCCGCGGGCAGCGGCAGCUUGGUGGCCGCUUGCGCCGCGCUUCCGCAGAGAAGAAAUUAUGUGGUCAAGAGUUCAGAGUCUGCAAAAUCUGCAGGUGCAACAGGGCGUAUUGUUGCAAUUAUUGGUGCUGUUGUUGAUGUCCAGUUUGAUGAAGGCCUUCCUCCAAUUCUCAAUGCCCUGGAGGUAACAGAUCGUGAAACUAGAUUGGUGUUGGAAGUUGCUCAGCAUCUUGGUGAAAGUACUGUUCGAACAAUUGCCAUGGAUGGUACAGAAGGCUUAACCCGUGGGCAGAGAGUUCUGGACACGGGGGCUCCUAUAAAAAUUCCAGUUGGGCCAGAAACACUGGGAAGGAUCAUGAAUGUGAUUGGUGAACCAAUUGAUGAAAGAGGGCCUAUUGCAACCAAACAAUUUGCAUCUAUUCAUGCUGAAGCUCCUGAAUUCCAAGAUAUGAGCGUUGAACAAGAAAUUCUUGUGACUGGUAUUAAGGUUGUAGAUUUAUUGGCUCCAUAUGCCAAAGGAGGUAAAAUUGGGCUCUUUGGUGGUGCUGGUGUAGGAAAAACUGUACUAAUUAUGGAACUUAUUAACAAUGUUGCUAAAGCCCAUGGGGGCUAUUCGGUCUUUGCUGGUGUAGGGGAGCGUACACGAGAGGGUAAUGACUUGUAUAAUGAAAUGAUUGAAUCUGGUGUCAUCAACCUGAAGGAUGCCACUUCCAAGGUUUCACUUGUGUAUGGUCAAAUGAAUGAGCCUCCAGGUGCCCGUGCCAGAGUAGCUUUGACUGGUUUGACAGUCGCUGAAUAUUUCCGUGAUCAAGAAGGACAGGAUGUGCUUCUCUUCAUAGACAAUAUCUUCAGGUUUACCCAGGCUGGUUCAGAGGUGUCUGCAUUGCUGGGUCGUAUCCCCUCUGCUGUAGGGUACCAGCCAACAUUGGCUACUGACAUGGGAACAAUGCAGGAAAGAAUAACUACCACUAAAAAGGGAUCAAUUACUUCAGUACAGGCUAUCUAUGUACCAGCUGAUGACUUGACUGACCCUGCUCCAGCUACUACUUUUGCACAUUUAGAUGCUACCACAGUAUUAUCCCGUGCCAUUGCUGAGCUAGGUAUCUAUCCAGCUGUGGACCCUCUGGAUUCUACUUCACGUAUCAUGGACCCUAACAUUGUUGGCAAAGAGCAUUAUGAUGUGGCUCGUGGUGUACAGAAGAUUCUUCAGGAUUACAAAUCCCUUCAAGAUAUUAUUGCUAUUUUGGGAAUGGAUGAAUUGUCAGAGGAAGACAAACUAACUGUAGCCCGUGCUAGAAAAAUCCAAAGGUUUUUGUCUCAGCCAUUCCAGGUUGCUGAAGUCUUUACUGGCCAUGCUGGAAAAUUGGUGCCUUUGAAGGAAACUAUCAAGGGAUUCAAGAGCAUUUUAUGUGGUGAAUACGACAAUCUUCCAGAACAGGCUUUCUACAUGGUUGGUCCUAUUGAAGAAGUUGUUGCUAAAGCUCAGAAGCUGUCUGAAGAACAUAGCUAAACUGAACUAUUUGUAUGUGUUUUAAAUUUUGGAUACAUGUAUACUUUGUAUGUGUAAAACAGUUAUUCCAAACUCAGGGAAUACUAUUUUUUCACCUCUGCUGAAGAGAAGUAAAGGCAUUUUUCACUUGUGAACAUGCAGUAUUAUGUAAGUGUUCUCCAAAUGCCUGUACAAAAGCCAGACCUCUUGUUAGUAAACGCUGUGAUAUACAGUUUCUCUGAUUACUGGCUAUUUUUGUUUAGAUUAAGACUAAAGAAUCUUUUGCUCUGGAAAUAGUAUCUUAAGGCUAUCCUGAACAUCAAAGUUAACUGCAUUGAAAGUGACAUUUGAAAGGUGAUAUCUGAUUACUCUUGAGUUCUGGAUACCAAAAAUGGUGGUGGCUAACCUCAUACUACAUUUGCCCUGAAUUUUUAUACCAGACACUUUUUUGAGUUUUACUUUGUGGCUUUUUUUUUUGUAAUCUCAUUGAGAAAUUAAAGAAACACAAUUUUACUGUAAUUAGUUGUAUUGCAAAUUGAAAACGUAGCUUGUUUGUUCUUAAAUUGGCCUGAUUAAUAGUUUAAUGAGCAAAAAUUCUGGUCUUAAAACUGGAAGAAAAGUUAACUUCCAGUGGACACUAACUUUUGACCAGAAGAUCAGUGCUCCUGUCCAAACAAAAUUUAAAAUAUCUUUCUGGAAGUUGAACAAAAUAUUAAACAAGUGUAUUCAAAA
Molecule: messenger RNA, 2232 nt
Organism: Pelodiscus sinensis (Chinese soft-shelled turtle)
Lineage: Eukaryota; Metazoa; Chordata; Testudines; Trionychidae
Product: ATP synthase F(1) complex catalytic subunit beta, mitochondrial
Biological process (GO): proton transmembrane transport; proton motive force-driven mitochondrial ATP synthesis
Cellular component (GO): proton-transporting ATP synthase complex
Molecular function (GO): proton-transporting ATP synthase activity, rotational mechanism; ATP hydrolysis activity; ATP binding
Source: RefSeq, a predicted model, not a curated record